Messenger RNA from Melopsittacus undulatus (budgerigar), 1805 nucleotides. RefSeq names its product small VCP interacting protein (gene SVIP). The record is from RefSeq and is a predicted model, not a curated record. Lineage: Eukaryota; Metazoa; Chordata; Aves; Psittaciformes; Psittaculidae. Gene Ontology annotation, cellular component: endoplasmic reticulum membrane. Gene Ontology annotation, biological process: negative regulation of retrograde protein transport, ER to cytosol; positive regulation of autophagy; negative regulation of VCP-NPL4-UFD1 AAA ATPase complex assembly. Bases 88 to 330 code for a protein of 80 amino acids. The transcript has 4 exons.
CCCUGCCAGAGAGCGGCGCCGGGCGUGGCCGGGCCCGCCACCGCCUCUCCACCGGCUCGGCAGCGGUUGCGGGCGGUGCGGCCUGCCAUGGGGCUGUGUCUGCCCUGCAUGGGGGGCGCCGUGAAGGACGUGGUGGAGACACCCGAUCCGGAAAUAAAAAGAAGACAGCUAGCAGAAGCUGCUGAAAAGAGGCAGAUGGAGGCUUCCUCUCGAGGUAUUAAGAACGCUUACUCUGUAGAGCAAAAGAAAAAGAAACAGGAAGAAAUGGAAAAAAGAAUGACAACUUCAGGUUCUGGAGGAGGUGGAGGACUGAGAUGGCAGGUUGGAUAAAGAAUUAUGACUUACAAAGAGAAGAAGAUUGACGUUUACUGCCAGUAAUUUGCCAGUUUCUGCAGCUGAGUGGCACUUACUCAUCCUGUGGCUUUUGCUGUUUGCAUAUGAAGACUCAGCAAUACUUCGCCAUUGUGGAAGAGCAGGGGUGGAAACACACUGAGAAAUUUAAAAAGUAGCUUUGAGCACUAAGUUUUGGCCAAUUUUUGUUUAUUUUGUGUGCAUAUUUUACUGCUUCCCUGUCACACGAGUGAGGUGGGUUCUCACAUGGAAGUGGCCUCCAUGUACCUGUAGUGAGUCAGUACAUGGAUGCUGUCUGGUCAAGUGGGUGUCUUGUCUGUCUGUGACUGGCUUAAACAUAGCUCAGGUGACCCUUAUUUCAAGCUCUCCCAUCAAACUAUUUUCUAAGUCCUCAUGUAGAAAGCUGUCCAUAAAUACAUAUAUUUGAAUAUGUGGGUAAUGACAUUUCAGUUUCUUAAUGACUUUGAACUGCUUAGGGAUUUAGUGCCUUGUUCAAAACAGAAAGCAGAUUCACAGUGUGCCCUUGCCAAUAGAAGUGUUUUGUGACACUAGUAAAAAAAAAAUAGAAACCUUUCUAAACCUUGUGUACUUAUGUGAAGAAAGCUGUUUUAUUAUGAGCCUAAUAAUUGUUCUUCUCGUUUUUGGAUGUGCAUUUCCUUGGAGACUCUAAAUAUAGUGAAUGCUGGAAGUUAAACAUUACAUUAAUACUAUUAGUCUUUCUCCUUUAUUACCACAAGAGGGCAAUGCUGCACCUCACAGGAGUUCGAAAAACAAAUGGCAAAUGACUUCAUCACCCCUUGGAUGGUUCAUUUUCUCAGGUUUGUGUCCUGUCCUGUAUGGGUGGGUUUUUAUGGUGCAGUAACGUCUGCCAAGUAUCCAAAACUCUGUGACUUUUUCCCUGUCUUCAGCAAUGUCUGUGGUCCCUUUCCCAAACAUGAAGCUGCCUUUUAUUAUUUAUUGCUCCCUAAACCCUGGUGUUAAAACCAGACUUUCAAACUAGUAGCCUCAAGCCACUGCUCUGAUAGAGCGAAGUUUGUUGCAGCAUGUUUGACACUUGAAUCUAGCUCUCAUUUUCCCCAGAGAGCAUGAUGCUUGGCUUCAGUAUCUUACUGGCCUCAUUUCUGGCCUAGUUUAGGUUAUAGAGGCUUUCCCCACACCCCCCCCCCCCUUGAACUAAAUAUUUCUUCUUUUAUCUCCCUCAGUAGAGUCUCAUGCUGUCUUAGGAGCGCAGUCCUGACACGAUGAGUUUCCUGGCUUAGCCUUCAGAAUUGAGAAGAGAGACUUUUCAGUAUUAACAUAGUGGUAUUUGGGCUAAGAAACUGUGUCCUUGGCAGAUCAAUGUCUUCAGUUUCCUUUUGGUUGCUGGCAAUUAAAUGGUCAUAGCAAGUUGGGGGUUUUUAAGUCUUAACAAAACAUGCAUUGAAUUAUAAUAAAAUAUAUUCUUAAAAACAUCA